Molecule: messenger RNA, 5093 nt
Organism: Leucoraja erinaceus (little skate)
Lineage: Eukaryota; Metazoa; Chordata; Chondrichthyes; Rajiformes; Rajidae
Gene: ccdc18
Product: coiled-coil domain containing 18
Exons: 30
Coding region: 308-4762 (1484 amino acids)
Source: RefSeq, a predicted model, not a curated record
CUCCGGCGCCAGCAACGACACCGACCCGAGCGACGAGAUGGCGGCUACAGGACGCCGCCUGCCCCGGCCCCGGCCCCGGGGACAUGUGUGAGUGUAUCACUGGCUUCCCUCCCGCUCCAUGAUAAGUCACUUGCUGUGCUGAAGAUUGAUUAUAGGUAAAUCAGGGCUGUCAACUCACGCAUUGAGCGUGGGAGUCACGCAUUUCACAAAAUUCUCACGCUGAUCACAAAUUUCUCACGCUCAAAUCUGCAGAUGUUGGAAGGUCAAAAUAAAGCAAAAAUUGUUUUAGAGAGUGGACAACAUCUUCAUGACAGUCAUUGACACUUCGUUACAAAAGGGCAAGUGGAUGGAUAAUUUGGUAGCUUUGAGGAAGAGGCUGAUGAAGACUGAAAAAAGUUUGCAAAGUUCAAGAUUAGACUUUAAUAGUACCCGUUUAAAUGACCAGUCCGAUGAUUCUUCACAGCAGGAUCAUUCUCCUGCUUUAACAAUGGAAGAUCUCUUACAAUCUAAUCCAAUAGUUUCUCCGAUGAGCAACCGUCAUCUGACAACCACUGAGAGAAUGCUUCCUCAAAAAAAUGUUUUUAGUAACAUUAGUCCAACUAGCAGUUUUGGAGGCAGGACGCCUCAUUUGCCGGCUUCAUCUGGUGUCGAGCAGGAAAAUGAACAAUUAUGGAAAAAGCUCAGCGUACUUCGGGAAGACAAUUCCCGAUUGCUCUCCCAGAAUCAUAGUUUGGUGCGGGAAAUUGAAAGUAUACAGAUGGAGCUGACUGAAUCAAAAGUUAAAUGUUGUCAUCUUGAACCAUCUAUUAAUGAAAAGGCGCAUCAUAUUUCUCAGUUAAAUGAAGAUAUCCUGGGUUUGGAGGCUGAAGUAGAGGCUCAAGAGAAAGCUCUCAGAGUUGCUGAAGAAAAAUUGGAAGAGAGCCAAUGGAUGGUUGCCGAGAAGGACAAACUGGUGGAAAAGUUGUCAGAAGAAUGCAAAAGAGUGAAGAAUGAGCUUUAUGACCAAAAUAAAAGAGGAAAGAGAGCUGAACAACAAAGAAAUGAAGCCCUCUUUGAUGCUGAAGAACUUUCUGUCGCGUUCAAACGGUACAAGGAAAAGACUACAGAAAAAAUUACCAUGUUUCAAGCUAAUGAAGAAGACUGGCAGAGCAGCUUGGAUCACUGUGAUAAGAACAGAGCAGGUUUACUUGGGAAAUGCACUAGCCUAGAAAAAGAGGUGGAAAAGAAGAGCGAAGAAAUCAGGCUUAUAAAGGAACAAAACUGUGAUCUAAAGGUGGCUCAAAAGGAUCUGGAGACUAAGAAUGCAGGGAUCUAUUCAGUUUUAUCUGAUACUAAAGAAAAAGUUAAAAUGUUAGAAAAUGAACUGGCCAAUAAAGAGACUAUUUUGAAAGAUCGAGAAGGCUUGAGGCUGGAGAAUACAGAACUACGAUUACUUACAACUUCCCAAAAUGAUAAAUUGCUUCGGUUCAGUAAAGAGCUGGAGAGCACUAAAAUGGAGAUGAGGAACUUGGAGUCACUUCUACAACUUAAUCGGACAGGAAGUAAAGAGGGCGACAGUGGUGUAUUCAGUACAGGAAUAUCAAGUGCAAACUACCCUGAUGUCUUUUCUUCAACUAGGAAGGAAAAUGAAAUGAAAGAUUUCAAAAUGAGUGCUGAUUUCGGUGAUUCCCAUUUCACAGAAUCCAGACUAAGGUUAGGAAUGAAAGAUGAAAUUCAGAAGCUGGAAUCUAGCCUGGCCAACAGUAAAGUCUCAAAGCUACAAUGUACUGAUGUAUUGGAUGGAACAAGCCCAGAACUAACCUCGAACAGAAAAAAGGAUGCUGAUAGAAAGACUCUGGAACAGCAUUUCGAAGAAGAGCGAUGUAAACGAAACAAAGAAGUUGAGGAGCUGCAAGCUAAAUUAUUGGAAGCAGAAUCUACAAUCUCAACAUUGGAAACUCGGAUGACAGGACAGAGGAGCAGUUGUCAGAAGUUUGAGGAGCAACUGUUGGAAAAGGAAAAUGGCAUUGAGAAGUUGGAACAGGAGCUAAGAAAAUCUAAAUCGCAGCUAUCCACUGUGGAGAAACAAUUGGAGGAGAAAACUAUUGCCUAUUCGACCAACGCAGUCAAAGUUGUUGAAUAUGAACGAGAACUUGCGGAAAAGAACAAAGAAAUGAUCAAAUUGGAAAAAUUAAUUGAAGAGCAACAAGAAGAAAAUAUUGUUGCUAGUGAACAGACCAAGAAGAUACAAACUGAGCAGUGCCAGGAGUUGGAACAGCAGAUUGAAAUUCUCGAAAGUAAACUGGACGAGAAACAAGUGCAGAUGAUAAAACAAAAACAAACAAUCUCAACUUUUCAGGAAGACAUCUAUGCCAAGGAAAGCAGAAUUCAAUCACUGGAAUUCCUACUGGAAGAAACCAGACAGGAAUCAAUGAAGCAAAAUGAAAGAAAUGAUGCUACUUUAAAAUCCCUGCAAACUCAAGCGGGUGAAGGAACUUCCAAAGUUAAAGAUCUGGAAACUGCGCUGGCGAAUUGCAAGGAGGAAGUAAAAGUGCAAAUGCAACAAGUUGAUGAAAACAGGGAACAGCAAGAUAAACAGUUGAGAAAGAAAUCAGAAGAGGUACAUCGCUUCCAGAAAGACCUGAAGAUAUCUGCACACAAUUUAAAGGAAGCAAAUGAACAGAAUGUUCAACUACAACAGACACUGCUGCAAUACCAACAAAUGCUACAGCAAGAAACAGCACGGAUCGGAGACUUGGAGGACCACCAGGCAGUUCUAGAGAGAGAGGUUUCCAAACUGGAGCAAGAGUUAUUGAAACAGAAGAUGUCAUUUACAGAUGAGCUGUCCAAAGUAGAAGACAAGCUUUUUAAGGCCUAUGACGAACAUGAUUCCAAACAUCAGCAGGUGUCUGAACUUACCAGUACUAUGAAAGAUAUACAGACACAGAUGGAAAAAUGCAAAGAUGAAAUGAAUGGAUUGGAAAAAGAACUUUUUCAACUAAGGAGAGAUAACACAAACAAGGAUGCUUACCUUAACCAGCUAGAAAUAACUCUACAGAGUACGCAGGAAGAAUUAAACAAAAAAUCUGAACACGUGCGUGAUCUGGAGGAAAAUCUGCACCAAACCGAGUUAGACCGAAGGAAUUCAGUGCAGAAAACUCAGGAGAGUGACAAUCAAUUAAAGAACAUGUAUAAGGAAUUACAAGACACUUUAGAUCAGCUUAAAGAGCUCCGGGAAAUACUACAAAAGGCGCAGAACACCAUUGAUGAGAAGAAUUACACCAAUGACGAGCUCACAAAUGAACUGAGACUGUGUAAAGGCGAAUUGCAAGAGAGAGAUGCGAAAAUCAUUGACAUGGAUCAGGCACUUCAAGACAGGCAAUGGGAGCUCCAGCAGAGAGCAGCUCGGCUUACACAAUUGGAGAUGGAUGUUCAUGAGCACAAAACUGAGAUGGAGCAGAAGAUUAUUUAUUUACAAGGUUCUUUGGAGAAAUCAGAAUUAACCAUUAAGGAACGCAAUAAACAGGUGGAAACUUUGGAUGAAAAGCUACAGUUGGCACAAGAACAAUAUUGUGAGCAAGACUUCAAGCUGCUACAGAGGGAACAGCAAGUAAAUCAGAUGAAAACUGAAGUAGAAGCAAAAGAUUUACAGAUUGUGGAAUAUGAACAGAUUCUGAAAAGUAAGGAGCAUUGCAUUUUAAAACAACAGCAGGAGGUAUUGGGUGAAGGUCAACAAGUGCGCCUAGCUCGUGAGCAAAUGCAGCGCUGUCAUUUGGAACUGAGGGAGACUCAGCAACAGCUGAUGCAGGUGCAAAGAGAAGCAGACCGUUUAGCUCUUGAGCUGGAUGAAAGUAUUCAACUAUCUCAUGAAAAGGAAGCAUGUGCUGCUCACAUUGCAGAAGGUUUGGCUGCUGCUCAAGCUCGAGAAAGUCAAAUGGAGAUCAAGACGCAAGCAGAGAUAAAGAAGCUGAAAGAAUUGGUGGCACAUUUAAAGAAUGCUCAUGAGAAAGAGAUCAUAGUGCUCAAAGAAAGCAGGCCGCAACUAUUAGCAUCUGAGGAGAACUCCACUACCCAUAUAUCCUAUGAACAGGUGCUACAAUUGAAGCAGCAGCUCGACAAAAGCCAGAAAACUACCCAACAUCUUGAGUCAGAACUCCACACUCAAAGGGAGGUGAUAAGUGCUGCGAAAGAAGCUCUUAUAAUUAAGGAAUCUGAAGUAGCAAGGCUGCAAGUCAAAAUUUCUGGAUUUGAAAGGGCGCUGGGAAAGCAGCAGCUGCCUUCUCCCAUGUUGCAAUCUCAACGUGAACCUGAGAAUAGAAAAGACUCCACGAUGCAAGCUCGGAGCUUCUACCCUCUUGCCACAAAUAUGAACAGGUUGUUCAGCGUUGGUGAGAUGUACGGGACUGAUAUUGGUUCAGCAUUAAAUUCUCUGAAUUGCUCGAAUAGGAUUCGAGAAUUACUUGAACAAUCUUUUAACCCCAGAAACAUCAGCGUACAGGAUAUGAUGGAUACUUCCUGUCCAACGCAACCAGAGGGUGCCGCAUUAUUCUCCAGCUCCCCUAAAGCAGAAACUGAAGAGGAUUUGGAAUUCGCUAACCUGGCUAGCAAUAGUGACUUGGAAAGUUUAAGUGGAGUGUUCAAUCAUUUAAGUGCCAUGGAGCGAAAUAAUAUUGCGGAGGACGCCCCAGUUGACAUGUCACCAAGAUUGUCUAGUGAACAGAUUAAAUCAAGAGUAGAAGAAUGUUCAGCAGGAAGGUGCAGAAUGCCAAACGAGCAAGAAUGAUAUUUCCGAAGAAUCUGAGCAAGAUCAGUUACAAAAGAGGAUCAGCUACAAGUUGAAGAUAAAGUUAGAUGCCAGUGUUCAACAAGUUCCAACUAAGGGGCAUUGUUGUGCAAUGUGGAGCAGUGGAGGAAAUGCAUUGACUUUUUGCCAAACUAAGCUUGGCAAUAAAACCUCUAAUUUCAUAAUGCCGUGCAGUUAAUUUAUUGCGUAAGUGGGUGUUGAAAAGUUAAAUUUUUUUGAUGAGCAUUUGUUUUUAGAGAAAUAAAACAGAUGUAUUUCAUUGAAAUGCUUAAUUUUUUUUUUCUGUGUAAAAUAAACUCCUCUCCAUUGC